AAACCCUUUAAAUUUUGCAACAUAUUUCUUAUUCUUAGCCAUGGAUAAACUCCUGUUCUACUUGCUACUUCUCCUGAUCAUCAUCCAAUUUGCCCCCGGUGCUGUUACCAAGCCGACCCCACUCAACUUCGUCAAAACCUCAUGCAAAACCACCCUCUACCCUGCUCUUUGUGUCAACUCUCUCUCGAGUUAUGCUGGUUCUAUCAAUGGCCAUGAUCAGCAGCUCGCCAAAUCAGCCGUUUUGGUCAGCCUGAACAACGCCAAAUCUUUGACCACAUUCGUGUCCAGACUUGCUAAAACUUCGAAAACUAAUCCAAGGGAGUCCCAGGCCCUGAAAGACUGUAUCAGCAGCAUGGCUAGCUCCGUGGCAAGUCUAACCCAAUCGGUUCAGGAGCUCGGGAAGAUGGCUCAGUUUAAGGGCCAGAAUCUCGUUUGGCAUAUGAACAAUGUUGAAACUUGGGUUAGUUCUGCGCUUACGAACCAAAACAUUUGUGCUGGAGGAUUCUCGGAUCGUUCGAUGAAUGGAAAAGUGAAGGAUGCUGUCUAUAGAAAGAUGAAUUCUGUAACACAAAUCACCAGCAAUGCACUUGCUUUGGUGAAUGGGUUUGCUUCGAGGCAUAAAAAGGUUGCUCAUAAGCCUUAAAGGGUUCAUAAUGUGAAGGAUUACAAGAUUAACACCUGCUAUAGUGUGACCUUUUGUUAGUAUUAUUCUGUGCCAUAAGUUUUUCUAUCCUUUGAGGAUUGGUUUUUGACUGGUAUAUGUUGCUGGUUUUCAUGUAAAAUGUUUAGUUUCCGUGGCUAAAGUUACGCCCUUGUCGGAUUUUGUUAGCUGUAAUGGUUAAUGUUUU
Messenger RNA from Cynara cardunculus var. scolymus (artichoke), 848 nucleotides. RefSeq names its product pectinesterase inhibitor 9-like. Gene Ontology annotation, biological process: negative regulation of catalytic activity. Gene Ontology annotation, molecular function: enzyme inhibitor activity. The record is from RefSeq and is a predicted model, not a curated record. The transcript has a single exon. The coding region runs from base 41 to 643 and encodes 200 amino acids. Lineage: Eukaryota; Viridiplantae; Streptophyta; Magnoliopsida; Asterales; Asteraceae.